AGGAAUCUGAUGAACGUGGCGUAACCAAAGCGAGAGUUAAUUCUAAAUCUCCUAAUCGCGAGAGUCUUCAAAUCUUCGUCGUCCGUUUUUCGUCUCUAAAGAUCGUCAGCAACAAUGGAGGGACGGAUGUUUUGGUUGGUUUCGUUACUCUAUUCUCUCUCUUUUUAGUUUUUUUGUGUGGAGAGGAGAAGACAACGCCCUUUCCUUUCUUUCUCUCUCCCUCUCUCUCUCUAAAAAAACCCACUUACUGAAAUCGUCAAUCAAUCCCCAUAUACAUAACUUUUCGUUUCGAUUCUCUGUUUCCCCCCCUUUUUUUGGUUUUGGGAAGGAAAUUGGAUGGUGGGUUUUUGAUUUUUGUCGAAAUUGGUGCUCUGGUGGUGGUGGGUUGUGGUGGAAAUGGGGAUUUGGGUGGUGGGUUUUGAUGGGAUGAGUUCUUCGCCGGCGAUGAGGCGGUGAUUUCAGGACCAUGUUCCUCUGCGAUGGAGUACGAUUCUGGAAUUCCGAUGUCUGUGACGGAGGGACACUCCUCUGCUCUCACACCAUCCUUGCGCGAAGGUUCUCUUGCUAAUUUCGAUGCACUGUGGCAAAUGAACUUAGGAUCAGGUGAAAUAAUGGGAUCUGGAUCUUAUCCCGUGCGACCCGGAGAGCCAGACUGUUCUUAUUACAUCAGAACUGGCCUAUGCAGAUUUGGAGCUACGUGUAGAUUUAAUCAUCCACCUAAUAGGGAGCUGGCUAUUGCCACUGCAAGAAUGAAGGGGGAGUUCCCGGAAAGAAUUGGACAACCAGAAUGCCAGUACUACCUGAAGACAGGAACUUGCAAGUUCGGGGCUACGUGCAAGUUUCAUCAUCCUAGAGACAAGGCUGGGAUUGCUGGAAGAGUUGCCUUAAAUAUUAUUGGCUAUCCACUUCGCCCGAGUGAACCUGAAUGUGCUUAUUAUAUAAGAACUGGACAAUGUAAGUUCGGAAAUACAUGUAAAUUCCACCAUCCUCAACCGACUAAUAUGAUGGUCUCACUGCGCGGUUCUCCUAUUUAUCCAACCGUACAAUCGCCAACUCCUGGUCAGCAAUCAUAUCCAGGAGGAAGUACAAAUUGGUCGAGGGCGUCGUUCAUUCCUAGUCCACGAUGGGAAGGCCCUUCCAGUUAUGCAUCUUUAAUAUUACCUCAGGGAGUUCUUUCUGUUCCAGGUUGGAAUGCAUUCAAUGAUCAGCUCGGAUCGGUUUCAUCUUCAGAAAGUCCACAACAAACGAGGGAGAAUGUAUUCCCUGAGAGACCUGGCCAGCCUGAAUGUCAGUUUUAUAUGAAGACUGGAGAUUGCAAGUUCGGUGCCGUUUGUCGAUUUCAUCAUCCCAGAGAAAGAGUACUUCCUGCCCCAGAUUGUGUCUUGAGUCCUAUAGGCCUGCCGUUACGUCCGGGAGAACCUUUGUGCAUCUUCUAUUCUCGUUACGGGAUCUGUAAGUUCGGUCCAAGCUGCAAGUUCGAUCACCCUAUGGGAAUCUUCACAUACAAUCUCUCAGCAGCAGCAGCAGCAGCAGCAUCAUCAGCCAACGCCCCAGUUCAGCAUUUGUUUGGGACGUCUUCAGGAUCAACUGCACUGAACUUGUCAUCUGAAGGGCUAGUCGAAGCAGGAUCUGCAAAACCGAGACGACUAUCAAUCUCGGAGACGCGAGAGAUGCCAUCUGACGACGAAAAUAUCGACACAGAAGGCUGAACACCGCCUUUUUACUCCUUUUACAAUCUUUUGGAAGAUAAAAAGAAGAAGAAGAAGAAGAGGUAUUUGUAAAUUCAUUAUGCCUUGCCUUGCAGGAAGGAAAAAAGAUGUACAGGAGGGAGGGUUCAUGUAAAGUUGAUCCUGUUUUUUAUGUCUGAAAACGCAUGUUUCAGAUGGCAGCAGAGAUUAAUUCCUCUGAGUUUUACUUUUUUUUUUCUUUUUUUAAAUUUUAUUUUAUGUUUCUGCAUUGUUGUAUAAAAGGAUCUGCAGAUUAUGUCGGGUUUUUUGUUCAUCUUUGGUAAAAACAACAAUUCAUCAUGAACUGCUUUCUCUUUGGGCUUUGGGAGUUUAAAUUCUUGUAAAGAAACGCUUUGCUAUUUCUCCCCAAAUUUUGAUGGCCUCUUUGGCUCUUCAAUCAA
Cucurbita pepo subsp. pepo (vegetable marrow) is the source of this 2128-nucleotide messenger RNA. RefSeq names its product zinc finger CCCH domain-containing protein ZFN-like. Lineage: Eukaryota; Viridiplantae; Streptophyta; Magnoliopsida; Cucurbitales; Cucurbitaceae. The record is from RefSeq and is a predicted model, not a curated record. Gene Ontology annotation, molecular function: mRNA binding; metal ion binding.